AUUUUUUUUUUUUUUCACAUUCAUUCUUUGCUUCUUAGUUUUAUAUCACGAGAUCCCCAUCUCUUUCUUUCCUUUCCUUUCAUUUUCUCUCUCUCUCUUAGAUCUCUUCUUCCAAGUCUUUAUUUUUUUUUUGGUUCCCUAUUCUUCUCCAAGCUCUAUCCUUUCUUGCUACAUUCACUUCAAGUUCUUUCUUUUCUUUUUUCACUCACAUUAUCAAUAAAAGACUCGAAGGAAAUAGAGAGAGGGGAGGAAGGGGAAGGGAAAGGGGGAGGGGACGGAAAUUGGAGCCAACCCAAAUUUUUUUUUUUAGUGAGAGGGGAAAGAAAGAGGAAGGCAAAAUGUCGCAUCUUGGAAAGCCGGAAACGGAGUUGGGUCGGGAUUAUGAUAAACUCGCCGAUCAACUUCGUGACUCGUUGAGUUACGAUGAUAAUAAGCCCGAUUUCCGUGAACUCGAUCUGGGUUCACCCGUGUCUCCGCUCCGAACAGGGCAACAGGGUCUGACGAUGACUACGACCACUACUACUACGACUACGACGAGUUCGAGCUCCAGUUCGUCCAGAUCCGUUUCGGGUCGGAACUCGUCUAGCGCGACCGCUAGGAGAUCUGAAUCGGGUCGGAAUAACCACUCUGGUGAACUAUCCGGUUCAAGCGAAACGAGCCCAACAGCUUCGACGGGGAAUAUGAAACCGGCUCAGACCAGAUCCAAACCCAACACUGCCACGACCCACCCGUUGAUCUAUUCGGGUCAAAGCACUGCCAACUCGCCGGCAGUCAAUGUUCUCCCGACCGGAAACAUAUGCCCUUCUGGGAGAAUCAUAAAAACCGGCAUGGCAGUGAACCGAAGCUCCAGAACCGACGUUUUAGGCUCUGGGUCGGGUAAUUAUGGCCACGGCAGCAUAAUGCGGGCCGGGGGAGUGGGAACUGGACCCGUUACGCCUUCCAGAGGCACCGCCUUUGAACCCAGUCACACCCUGGGAAACCGGGGGAAUGCAAGUGAUGUAAUGAGGAAGGCAAUGGGGAACUUGGAACCUGAGGAACUCAAGAAAGUUGGGAAUGAGAUGUACAAAAAGGGACAUUUUGUAGAGGCUUUGAGUUUGUAUGAUAAGGCUAUAGCUUUGUCACCGGCGAACGCAGCUUACCGGAGUAACCGAGCGGCUGCAUUGACGGCUUUAGGGAGAGUAGGUGAGGCAGUCAAGGAAUGUGAAGAAGCGGUUAGAUUGGAUCCUAAUUAUGGGAGGGCUCAUCAGAGAUUGGCUUCAUUAUUGUUAAGGGUAGGGCAUGUUGAGAAUGCUAGGAAGCACAUAUUGUUUCCCGGGCAACCACAAGAUCAAAUGGAGUCGCAGAAGUUGCAGGCAGUGGAAAGGCAUCUUAACAAGUGCACAGAUGCCCGGAGAAUUAGGGACUGGAGAAGUGCAUUAAGGGAAGCUGAUGCUGGUAUUGCCGCCGGUGCUGACUUUUCUCCUCAGCUUUUUAUGUGUAGAGUGGAAGCCCUUUUGAAACUACAUCAACUUGAUGAUGCUGAAUCAAGCCUUUCAGUUGUUCCUAAAUUAGAAUCAUGCAGUAACUCCUUGCAAACUAAAUACUUUGGCAUGCUUGCUGAAGGUUAUAUCUUUUUUGUUCAAGCACAAAUGGAGAUGGCACUUGGAAGGUUUGAGAAUGCAGUUACAGCUGCUGAGAAGGCUGGGCAGGUUGAUCCCCGAAAUGUUGAAGUUGCUGUACUGCUUAACAAUGUGAGGUUGGUUGCAAGAGCACGAGCACGUGGGAAUGAUCUCUUCAAAUCUGAAAGGUUCACUGAGGCAUGCUCAGCAUAUGGGGACGGCCUCAGGCUUGAUCCUUCGAAUUCUAUCCUUUAUUGUAACAGAGCAGCAUGUUGGUUUAAGCUUGGGCGGUGGGAGCGUUCUAUUGAAGAUUGUGACCAAGCUUUAAGUAUCCAACCAAACUACAUAAAAGCCCUUCUUAGAAGGGCAGCAUGUAAUAGCAAGCUAGAGCGAUGGGCUGAAGCUGUCCGAGAUUAUGAAGUUUUGAGAAGGGAACUUCCUAAUGACAAUGAAGUUGCUGAAUCGCUUUUUCAUGCACAAGUUGCAUUGAAGAAAUCUCGCGGUGAAGAGGUUUAUAAUAUGAAGUUCGGUGGCGAAGUAGAAGAAGUAUGCAGUCUUGAGCAGUUCAGAGCUGCAAUAUCUCUGCCAGGCAUCUCUGUAGUCCAUUUCAAGAUGGCUUCCAACCUGCAAUGCAAACAGAUAUCUCCAUUUGUGGAUGCUCUAUGUGGUCGUUAUCCCUCCAUAAAUUUUCUUAAGGUGGACAUCAAUGAGAGUCCAGUGAUUGCGAACACCGAGAAUGUGAGGAUUGUACCAACAUUCAAGAUAUACAAAAACGGUAGCCGGGUGAAGGAAAUGGUGUGCCCGAGUCGGGAAAUGCUGGAACACUCGGUGAGGCAUUACAGCUUUUAGAACUAAUGACUGUACUCCUUGGUCCACCCUCCUUUUUUUUUGUGUUUCACUUCUUGCUACUGCCCAAAUGUCUAUUUUGUUGGGAACUCUUUCCACUACCCUUCCAAUCUUUCCCUCCCACCACAUAAGGAUUACCAGGUACCUGUGACAUAAAACCAGAGCUACAUAAUAAUCCCAUUAGCAGCCAAUGCCAGAGGAACCCACAGAUAAAAUUAGCUUUUAGUUCCCCCCCCUUUUGCAGUUUUCAUUUAUUCAUUCAUUCCUCAUUGCUCUAGGGUUCCCUGUUCUUCUUCCUCCCUUUCACCUUUUCCUUAAUUUCUCUCCCCCUCUCUUUUCCAUUUUCAAAAGUAGGCCAGCCUGGUUCUUGUAUCACUACUUUCAUUCAGUGGGAAACUUGAAAAGAAAAAGAAAAAAAGGGAGAAACAAUUGAGAAAUAUGUGUACAAUUUAAUUGAAAAAGUGGAUACUUAGUUUUACAUUUUAGAGAUACAGUGAGAGGACUGGCAGGCAGGCAGGCUGGUAGCAGAGGAUCUGUACAUGUAUAUAUGUGAUGAUAUAUACACAUCAUCUGAAGAAGCCAUGAGGGAGAUGAUUGGAUGUCUGGUGGGUACUUAGUUACUGGGUUAGUGAAAGAAGGAUGAAUAUGUUGUCAUUAAUAUUGUUGUUUCUUUUUUCUUUUUUUUUUCUCAACCAUUUCAUCAAUAAAAAAAUUCCCAUUUUUUUCC
Messenger RNA from Gossypium raimondii (Peruvian cotton), 3171 nucleotides. RefSeq names its product TPR repeat-containing thioredoxin TTL1. Gene Ontology annotation, molecular function: protein binding. The transcript is spliced from 7 exons. The record is from RefSeq and is a predicted model, not a curated record. NCBI's taxonomy places the organism in Eukaryota, Viridiplantae, Streptophyta, Magnoliopsida, Malvales, Malvaceae. Gene Ontology annotation, cellular component: cytoplasm. Bases 339 to 2447 code for a protein of 702 amino acids.